Molecule: messenger RNA, 1484 nt
Organism: Kickxella alabastrina
Lineage: Eukaryota; Fungi; Kickxellomycota; Kickxellomycetes; Kickxellales; Kickxellaceae
Product: ribonuclease III domain-containing protein
Exons: 3
Coding region: 299-1099 (266 amino acids)
Biological process (GO): rRNA processing; primary miRNA processing; regulation of gene expression
Cellular component (GO): nucleus
Molecular function (GO): ribonuclease III activity; double-stranded RNA binding
Source: RefSeq, a predicted model, not a curated record
CAGUUCUUAUUUAUUAUUUUUCGUUUGCUUGGCUUUGAAUUCUCAGUCUUUUCGUUGUCUUGAAAUUUUAGUUAACCUUUUUAUUUCAAUUAUUUGCUCAUUUUGAAUCGAGGCUCCUUUUUUUCUUUCUUUUCUUCUAUCCUCUUUUUCUCAGUUUCUGCGCUCCGCCUGCCUAAUUCAUUUUUUUUAGUUUUUGAAUCGGCAAAGAAAAAAAUUAUUUCUGGCGCUCUUGUUCUUAUCUUUUCAUAUAUAAAUAUCUGUGUAUACUUUCAAUUUUUUAACAGACAAAGAAAAGAGAAUGCUGUUUUCAAUUACACGCACGACAUCACGGCUGGCGUCGACAAGCGCAGCGAGAAUUUCGGUGCGGCGGGCAGCGCUGAGCACGUUCACAUCGCGCAAGGCAGGCAAGCCGGCAGCAGCGACAGCGGAGGACACCAACGGUGCAGCAACCUAUGCGGCAUUGGAGGCUCGGCUGAACCUGCAGUUCAAGGACCGCAAUCUGAUGGACUUCAAUGAGCGGCUGCAGUGGCUGGGCAAGCGCGUUCUGAACCUUGUUGUGGGCGAGUACCUGUACGCCAAGUACCCCAACCUGCCGGCGGAGGCGCUCCAGGAUGUGCAGCAUGGCAGCUUUGGCAUGGCCAGCUUGGCCGAGGUCGGCAGCACUUUGGUGCUGGGCAAGGCUGUGCAGGCUUUGGUGGGCGCCGUCUACGCUGACCAGGGCGCGGCUGCUGCGCGGCAGUUUGUCAAGCAGCACGUGCUGAGCCGGCCCAUUGACGUUGAGCAAGCGCUGGCGAUCAAGAACCCCAAGCUGAUGCUCGUUGCGCUGACUAAGCGCAAGAACCUGGAGUACCCGGUUGCCCGCAUUAUGAAGGAGACCGGCCGUUUUACGGCGUCGCCUGUCUUUAUUGUUGGUGUCUUCUGCGGGGUGCGCAUGAUUGGGAUGGGCUUUGGUAGCUCUAUCAAGAUGGCUGAGCAUAGGGCCGCUAAGGACGCACUGAUCAAGCACUACGCUAAGGAGAUCAAGGACAUUAAGGUUAACGAGGCCGGCGACGAGCACAGCCUGUCCUUCUUCGCGGAGGGCACUGAGGCAUCGGCGUAACGGAAUGGGGGGAAAGGAAACCCCACUUGCUUUGCCAUUUUCUAUAGCAACAGCAGCAGUGUUGGUGGCGGGGGGGGGGAGUGCCUGGCUUUGGCCUUUUUCAAAAAAAUCAAAAUACAAACGAGAAACUUGAAUACAAAUCUUGAAUAUACAAGCGAAAUUUUGGCAGGGAAGAAAUUAGGUCGUGUGUGGGGGAUGGUUGGCUGUGAACAAUCAGGCGUCAAAAGUGCCACGUAUGAAAGUGCCAAUACAUUUUUUAUUUUUAUUUUAGCUCUUGAACUUUUGCAUUUCGACAUUUGUACUCCUUUUUAUUCCUUUUUAUUUGUUUCUUUGAGCAUUUAAGCGCAGAUUUUUCAAACGCUGUAAUCUGGCUUGCUUUUCACAC